CAACACCACACGAGGGUUGCAAACCAGGAAGUAAAGUCAUUCAUAAAUAUUUCCGCGUUCAUCAACUCGGAACCAAAACACAAUAUUCGCUGAUGAGUUUCAGCAUGUCAGAAAACAGUCUAGAAGAAAGAACAGUGGAGGUGUCUGGGAUCCCUAAUGAAGUUGAGGAUGAAUUUUUGGGGUUGUUUUUUGAAAACAAGCGCCGGUCAGGAGGGGGUGUCCUUGCCUCGCUCCACAGGCAGGGCAGCCGGGCCGUUCUGAUCUUUGAGGAUGCUGAAGUUGCUAAGAGAGUGCUGUCCAGAGGGACACACAUGCUACACAAUGCUAAGCUUACCGUUCGGAAGCCAACCCCAAAGGACCCUGGGAAGGUGCUGCUUCAUGGGAUGAACGCCAGCACAGCCAAGGAAGUCAUGGAGCUCUUUGUGGAAAAUGUCACAAAGCUGGACAGCACAGAGUACCUAAUGUACCCCAGCCCAGGAAGAGACAUGUUUCUCGUACAGUUUCAGCAGCCCCUUUCAGAACAAGAGUUUAAGAGGUUGGCAGACAAGGUAAGGAAGCGUCUUCUUGAUGGAGCCAGGAUUGAAGCUGAGCAGGUUGAGAGGACCGAUUCUGUCAUUGUGGAAGGCCUGCGCUCCACCACAACCGAGGACAUGCUGGCACUCUACUUUGAAAACAAGCGUGGAGGAGGAGAAGAGGUGAGGGACGUUACCAUGGUAGCAGACGGCAUGGCCAGGGUUACCUUUGAAGACUGGGAAGCUGUGGACCGUAUUCUUCAGCGCUCCCAUAAGCUGGACGGGAGGGAUUUGUCACUCCGGCCCUAUUUCGACUUCCUUCUGCCAGGAGAAAGUCCAGCAUCGCCAAGCACUCCAAAUGGUACAGAAGAGGUGCCCACUGACGGCACAGGGCACGCUAAUGGCACAGGGCACUCUGACGGCACAGGAGAUCUGUACACAGACACUCUUGGGUGCGACACUACCAGGGAGGAUCUCACCAACAAUACCAGGGAGAUGUACCCUGACAGCCCCAAGGUUUACUCCAGCAAUAUCUUGCUCCACGACCCAGUGAAACUCAAUCUGCUGCAGUGCAGCCACUUACUGCAGGAGCUCCAGCAGGGUCACCAGGACUUUGGCAUCCAGAUUGUGGGUAAUGGGGUUCAGAUAAGCGGCCCCAGUCAACUUACGUCUGAACAGCUGAAACAACGCAUCCUGGAAGUGUUAAGCGGCAUUGCCCAGGCUCACCUGCCCUUUAGCACUGAAAAGGUCUUGUUUCUUUCUCGGUCGGAAGUGCAAGAGAGCCUGCAGAAGAGCCUGGAACAGGAAGGGAUGUUGGCCACCUACACUGUGUCAGAUUGCGCAGUCACUGUCACUGCACUCACCAUCGGCAUGGUCAAGCAGGCCUCAAGCCUGCUCAAGUCCUUGCUUUGCGACUUCACCAUACCCAUUACCACAGAGUAUGAGUGCAUGCUCUUCUCAGACGAGUGGCCCAAGUUCUUGUCGUCUUUGAGUCUUUGCUCUGUCAAGGUGUCAGAACAAGGAGAUGAGAUUAAUGUAGUGACCUUAAGAGGGCAGGAGGAGGAAACCCGAAGCAAGAUCGAGUUUUUUCUUAGCAACCCCGUUCAGCAGGAGUCUGUGAUCACUAUGGAGCCUGGUAUGCUGAGAUAUCUACAGACUCACUGCCACAUGCUUCUGGCAGACAUGAACCAGGUCACUAUAUUACCAUUAGAGGGAGAGGACAUCACAGGAUUGAGACUGCAUGGGCAAGCCAACGCCUGCCAGGCUGCGGAUGAGCUGCUCCGCAAUGUGGUGGCCUCAGUUCACACCAGAACCAUAACCCUGCAGCACCCCGGGGUCGCGCGCUUCCUUGUGGAGGAGCAGGGGACCAGCAUCCUGAACCAGAUCCAGACCAAAUUCGAGGUCGUCAUCAGCCUGGAGAGAGUGCAUUGGGUACCGCUGCAGACAGAGGAUAUAUUUGAAGAUGCAAAGAAGUUCACACCGCCACCAAGCUUUGAAAGACACCCCUCUGCAGACACGGAGUCCUUGACAAACACUGAUGAACAAACCAAUGACCUUAACAGGCCUGAGACAGGUCUUUUGGAGGAAGCCAAGAAGCUUAUCUCAGUUAUCAGAAAGGAUUCUCAUGAACUUCCCGAUACAGCAAGCAGUCCUCCCGGUACAGCGGCUGCUGGGAUCAGCAUGGACGAAGACCUCUACACUGACCAGCUGCUGCCUCUCAGCUCUUCAGACAACGAAGACAGCCUGGCAGAAAUGGAGGAGACCCCGGGGUUGACGAUGGAAGGAGAAAGCGAAGGGGCUGUGGGGGAAGAUCCAGAACUGAACUACGUCAAGCAGCUUUCCAUGGAGUCCUUACAUGUAGAUGGCGUGCUUGAGGAGGAUGCCCAACUUUCCUUGGCCAUCCAGUUCUCAAUGCAGAACAACAGCGACCCAAUGGACGACGAGGAUGAACUGCAGAAAGUUCUGGAGCUCUCCAGGAAGACGGCAGGGCAGGGCAGAACCUCUGGCACGUCAGAGCUGGAUCAAGCCCUUGUGCUUUCUAUUCAGGAUGCCAUCAAGGCUGCCCACACAGCCCAGAUUUUGGUGUAUGCAGGCUACAACACGGAUCUUAUCAGGGUAGAUAUCGCCUUGGGGAAGAAGACUGAGCUGAAACAGUGCAAGGAGACAAUUGAGAGCAAGUGCCUAAAGAAUUUAUCUGAGCACCACAGAAAUUGCAUGGCCCUGAUCGAAAGGAAGCAUGCAGUAGACAUCACCAUUCAGGGGACCACGGCCACAGUGCAGGGGUUCAAGGAGUAUGUUUUGGAGGCAGUCCCUGACAUGAACAAGCUUGUCAACUACAUUUCUGCCACGGUGCCAGACCCUGAUAUUUUGCAAAGUGUCCAGUGGGUUUGGUACAAGGAGCCAUCAAAUGCCGUCCCUUAUCCUCCCAAAGCCACUAUUUAUAUAGAGCACGCCUGGAAACAGAAACAGAAGAAGAUCGACAUUGUGUUUGAUAAGCAGCCAUGCACCAUCAGCUUUGAGAAGAUGGAGGAGUAUAACAUUGCCUCAGGGAAGACGCUGCCCAUUGCGAGGAAGCAGCUGAGCAGCAUGGACAUUUAUAGUGAUGUAACAGAAUUAGAGGAUUUGUCUGCCAUUUCCAGCAUGCCUGAUAUAGCAAGAGUGAACGAGGCGACAGAUGAGUUCCAGAAUGUGGUUCGAGCAUUCUAUGAUUCUAUUAAAGAAUUUCAUAAUAAAAUACGCAUCAUCAAGGUUGAGAAGAUGGUGAACAGCCUGCUGUACAAUCAGUACAAGCUGAAGAAAGCCAGCAUGCUGCAGACUUGCACCCAGGCUGACGUGGAGAGGACUCUGUACCAUGGCACAAGUGAAACUGGCAUGAGAGAGAUCUGUCUGCAUGGCUUCAACAGGAGCUUUUGUGGAAAGAACGCCACAGUGUAUGGAAAAGGAGUCUACUUUGCAGUGGAAUCUGCCUUGUCUGUGCAGGACCAGUACUCCCCUCCCAGUGAAGAAGGAUACAAGUAUGUGUUUGUCGUGAAGGUGCUGACUGGGGAAUACACCAAAGGGAACCACGAAAUGAAAACGGCUCCGCUGAAGGAAAACUCCCGCAUCCCGCUGCGUUACCACAGUGUGGUGGACAGCACAAUCUCGCCAGAGAUCUUUGUGAUCUUCAAUGACACCCAGGCCUAUCCCGAGUACCUUAUUACCUGCCAAAAAGUUUACGGCUAAAACCAUUUAUUUUUUUUUUUUUUUUUUAAGUUCUAAAAAAAAUGGCAUUCUGAAGUCAAUUUCUAAAAUAAUAUCUAACAUUGUAACAAAACAUUUUUUAUGCAAAUUGGGAACCCUAUGCUGCUCAUGCAGUUCCAGUUUACUUCAGCUUAAAGUGGUAAAAAGCUUCUAAGCAGUGAUUCUAAUCAGACAAGCAGCAUUGAGAUCCUUCCAAGCCAUGUAGAGGUCUUGCAUGAUUGAUCAGUAUGUGAUCCCAGUAGGUUUGCACAUAGCCUUCACUGAGAGCCCAGUAUGUUGUAGAUUUGUAUGAUUUUAUACAGCAUAUACUGUCUUACCAAAAAUGACACAUAUCGAUCUAUGGGUUUUAGAUCUGUCAUUCAUCUGCCCCACUGUUUCACUAUUGCAGGACAGAGGAGUAGUUUUUUUAGGCUUGGCUAAUCUUGGUUAUGACCUUCAGAGCCUAUAAAAGUAUAUUAGAAAUGAUGGGUUCUACUGCACAGUGUUAAGGGAAACAAUGGUAAAUGAAGCACUGUGUUAAUAAAGGUUUUAAAACCCAUUGUCUUGUCUCCUGCUAGCUUCAGCAGCUUUACCUCCAGUCCUGCUGGUUUUGAGUCGACACUUUUUUUUUUUUGGUUCUUCUGCCUGUAUGUGCCUAUUGCUGCCUGUUGCAUGCGGUCUUAUCUGCAGUGUAGGCUGUUGAUCUUGACUGUAUACCUUCGGAUUCUCUUUAAUUUGCCAGUCUGCUAAUAAAGCUGUGUUUUGGA
Molecule: messenger RNA, 4498 nt
Organism: Polyodon spathula (Mississippi paddlefish)
Lineage: Eukaryota; Metazoa; Chordata; Actinopteri; Acipenseriformes; Polyodontidae
Product: protein mono-ADP-ribosyltransferase PARP10-like
Exons: 11
Coding region: 93-3734 (1213 amino acids)
Biological process (GO): negative regulation of gene expression
Cellular component (GO): cytoplasm; nucleus
Molecular function (GO): RNA binding; transcription corepressor activity; NAD+ poly-ADP-ribosyltransferase activity
Source: RefSeq, a predicted model, not a curated record